Messenger RNA from Pseudoliparis swirei, 1118 nucleotides. RefSeq names its product muscle-specific beta 1 integrin binding protein 2 (gene mibp2). Lineage: Eukaryota; Metazoa; Chordata; Actinopteri; Perciformes; Liparidae. The record is from RefSeq and is a predicted model, not a curated record. The transcript has 8 exons. The coding region runs from base 271 to 891 and encodes 206 amino acids. Gene Ontology annotation, cellular component: cytoplasm.
CGUCAGUCCGUCCGCAGCGCCCCGCAGCGCCUCGCAGCAGCUCGCAGCAGCCCGCAGCAGCCCGCAGCAGCCCGCCGGCCUCUCUCGCUGCUGCCGCCCGAGUGGCACCUCGUCUCCGCGCAGCACUUAACUCAAGAGCCAUGGAGGAAUCAAGAAGUUGACGUCCCUGAGCUUCUCUUUAAGCGUUCUUCCCGUCUGGUCACUGGGACCCUGAACCCGUCGCGGACGUCUUUGAACUCCUCUUCCUACCGAGCGCUGACCACCGGCAUCAUGAAGCACAUCAUCGGCAUCGGCGGCGUGACCAAUGGAGGAAAGACCACCCUCACCGACCGGCUGAUCCGACACCUGCCCAACUGCUGCGUGGUGCACCAGGACGACUUCUUCAAGCCUCAAGAUCAGAUUGAAGUUGGUGAAGAUGGCUUUAAGCAGUACGAUGUUCUUACGGCCCUGGACAUGGACGCCAUGAUGAGUACCAUCUAUGCAUGGUUGGACAACCCGGUGAAGUUUGAGAAGUCUCAUGGUGUCAAUAACACCCUGGACAUUGAGAUCGUCCCAAAGUGUGAGGAGGAGGAGGAGGAGGAGACCCGCAUCCUGAUCGUGGAGGGCUUUCUGCUCUACACCUACAGACCUUUGAUCGACGCGCUGAACCAAAGUUACUUUAUCUCCAUCCCGUAUGAAGAAUGCAAGAAGAGGAGGUGCUCUAGGAACUACGCGGUGCCAGACCCCCCCGGCCUGUUCGAUGGCCACGUCUGGCCCAUGUACCUGAAACACAAGAGCAUCAUGGAGUCAUCCCACGUGGACGUCUUGCAGCUCGACGGAACCAAGUCAAAGGAACAGCUGUUCAACUUCGUCUACGGAGACAUCCUGAACAACAUCCAGACUUCUCAGUAACAAACGAGGUCCUCAUCAGCUGAAGGAGCACGACACCGCCCCGCCUUAAGUUCUUACCUGGCAGCUCAUCCAGUCGACUGCUACGAUUUUUCUAACCGUUUAACUGAUGGCAUCAAAUGCUGGCAUGUUUUUAUAUCGACCAUAUUUAUUGCUUUGUUACAGCCGACACUCACGAGGUUUGAUGGAGAUGUAAAGAGGAGCUUUGUCAAUAAAUAAUCCUCCGGUCA